Messenger RNA from Drosophila obscura, 2595 nucleotides. RefSeq lists its product as uncharacterized. NCBI's taxonomy places the organism in Eukaryota, Metazoa, Arthropoda, Insecta, Diptera, Drosophilidae. Gene Ontology annotation, molecular function: nucleic acid binding; zinc ion binding. The coding region runs from base 397 to 2397 and encodes 666 amino acids. The transcript has 2 exons. Gene Ontology annotation, cellular component: nucleus. The record is from RefSeq and is a predicted model, not a curated record.
CGGCGCUAGGUCUGUCAGUAAUUGUGUUUUGUAAUGUAGUUUUCGACUGGUGGAGAAACCGUUCACACAUUUUUAACACCAUUCCCAACAAAUUCAAAUGUUUUGCCAACAUUUCGUAUUAGAAUAGCACAUCAAAUAGAAGUGGCCGUGGAUUUUGCGCUACUCCAAGUUUAUUGAAAAACAUCUUUCUAAUUCAACGACAUCACGAGUUCUAUUAUAUAUGCAAAGCAACGAACUACAAGGACAUUCGAAAACAAGCGGCAUAUUCCGUUAAAUACUAAGGGCGGACCAAGAUCGGAUAGGAUACAGAUGUCCUAAGCAAUUCCCGUCGCUCUGCUGCCGUUUCCAGACCUGUCUUAAAAGCUCCUACGGUGCGAGUACAGCACCAGCAGAAAAAUGUUGGCAUUGAAGUACAAUGUGAACCCAUAUCGUCGGCAGCUGCUGGUCCAUGAGGAGGUUGCCAUAGAGGGCGCCAAAAACAUAGUCAAGGCUGCUGCUGGCCUUCCCAAGCCACUCACUCCGACCGGUCAUGUGCCAGUGCUAGUGGACGUGCGAUGCAUGGACUCGAAGGCCGUCUAUCACUUCCAUGUGAAUGUUCCUACACACGGCUGGCCUCCAGAAGAUUACGAGGAGCUUGGGCGAGAUACAGAAUGUCAACCACUGCGGCUGAUGUUCCCAAGGGAGCGACCGCCCUGUCCCAUUCAUAGCACCGGUCUUGAUGGGACGGGUACAAUGGGUGUCUGGCAUGACCCAAACUCCGCCGACAAGACUCUGCUACUAGUCGCUCAGACCGGGGUUCACAAGGUCCUUCCACACCGGAGCCUAACGGCCCCAGUUCUAGUUUCUACAAUUACCGAGGCUCCCACCGCCAAUCCGGCGGACGAGAAGAUCAAGGCCCACUUCAUGGCGGCCUUGCACCAACAGCAGUCCAGUCCCCUUGCCCACUCGGUACUGUGGGUGAAUGAGUGCAAGGAGACUGUAGGGGCUCACCAGCCGCCUCCCUUGCAGAUUGAGGAGCUCCAGCAGGACGAGACUAAUGCUUGUGUGGCCAAGACCCCAGAAAGCGGAAAGGCCUUACUGAACGGGUAUGUGGCCCUGGGCAUCAGGAAGGUUGAUGGCCUGAUCUCACGCCCCUUGAAUGGAUACCAGCCAGUCAAGAAGCUGCACUCGCCCAGCCACGCCCAAGACAAGGUUCCUGAACUUUGCCUCGACAGCAGCGGGGCUUACGUACAAAACGAGCAGAUUCAAAGGCAGCAAUCAAAAAAACCAUUCAAUGGAAUCCACAAGCAGCCCCACCAGUCAGAUUCGCAUCCCUCUGUGUACCAUAAGUUGCAUGGUCCGAACGGACUACAGUCACUACAGACCAGAAGCGCGUUGGUACCAAAAAGCUGCUUUAAAGUCGUCACCACCAAUCAUCAUUACAGCUCCAAAAAGAUUCUGCCGCCUCAAAAAAAAAAGUUUUCACACAAAAACGGCUUUAAGUUCUUUGCUCAAAUGCGCAAACAGAAGCUUUCGCCGCCUCGCUCCAGGGGUGAGCGCCCCAUGAUGGUUCAUCUAGAACAGGAGGUGGAAAUCGAAAAGCUGUGGGAUCAGAAGCCACCUAGCACGGUUGCUGCAGUCUUAAAUGAUUCAGAUGAGCCUGCGCGGGACCAGGCCCGCUAUCCGAAUUGUCCCCCGGAGCUGCACAACCUGUUCCGCUGGAACAACUGCCGCCUGUGCCAUACCACCAUGCGGACGAUGCGCAACGCCAUGGAACACUACCGCUCAAAGGAGCACGAUCGCCGGAUGGGCUCCUUGCGGAUGCCCGACGGCCUUACACAAAGCAGCGUGUCCGAUGACGGGCUGCAGGAGCUGCCCAACGCCAGAUCUAUCGACUUAUACUGCGAGCUGUGCGAUCUGAAGCUCACAUCGAAUGUGCACGCCGACCAGCACUUCCACGGACGCCGGCACCAGAUGGUGGCCCACAACCUCUCCAAGCCCAACGGGCUGGGCUACUAUAACUCGCAUGGCCGCUGGGUGCGUACCGACUCCAAGUGGCUCAACUGCGAGCUGUGCGAUGUGAGCAUAACUUCGGAGUCCCAGAUGGCCAUGCACAUGGCAGGGGCCCGACAUCGCCGGCGUGUCCUUGACAGCUACAUCAGCGGAGACAUGGCGGUUCCUUUUGACGGCCGCCAUAUGUACCGCGUUUCCACCGGCUCGAUGACCGCCCUCAAGCCACUGGGUCUGUACACCAGCAAGUCCAGCAGCCCUAAGGAUCCGGAUAAUAUUUGCGCCAUGAAUGCCGCCUACUACUGCGAGGCCUGUGAUAUAACGCUGAACCACCUGAAGUCGGUGAAGCAGCACGAGCAGGGGCGCUUGCACAAGAAGAACAUUAACCGCCUGCCCCCGGUCCACUGAGUGACUGAGUGGCCAAAAGACCGGGUGACCAGAUACCACAAGAAAGAUUACUGCGAAUGCAUCAGCGAGCAGUAUGAGCAGUAGCAGGUAACAUGCUGUAACCCCAUUCUAGGGUGUGUUUUGCGCAAUUUAUUUUUGAUCCAUUUAAUUGUAUACGUUUUCUAUCAGAUUUUUAAAUAUAAUUAUAUAGUAACCACA